Molecule: messenger RNA, 2431 nt
Organism: Purpureocillium takamizusanense
Lineage: Eukaryota; Fungi; Ascomycota; Sordariomycetes; Hypocreales; Ophiocordycipitaceae
Exons: 2
Coding region: 570-2231 (553 amino acids)
Source: RefSeq, a predicted model, not a curated record
CUUUAACCCAUCCAACAAUCGUUUUUCUCCUGUCUUGUCUAUAACUACUAACCACUACAGUACGACGUACUGUUAUAUACCUACCUACCUUCCCAACGGCGUCCGCCCUCCCCCCUUCCUUGCCUUCACCAUCCAACAUCGUUCUAGGACAGGGACGCGCGGGUUAGGGCAACGACAACCUAACAAGCCCCCCCCGUCCUGAUCCUGUGUUUGUUCCUUCCUACCCUCCCGACUGGGCGACUUGGCAUACCCGUCUCGCUGGAUUCGCUCGCCUCAUCCACACCUCAAUUGCCGGCUGGUCGUCCGCCCGGCACCUUUGCCUCCAUCCUUCCAUCCUUCCAUUGUCGCGGCAGAGGCGGCGACCCCUGGAACACGGACACUUGCCCUCUUGGGAGCAACAAAAGGGGCAGUCAGUCAGAGACCCGCGUCCGGCAAACGCAUGACAGGGCCUGACCAACAGCGCGCUCGUCGGGCUGUGUUGCUUCGAGAAGGAAACGACCAGAAGGCGGGGGCCAAGGGGAGGGACGCAAAGCCUACGGAGUAGUGUACCUGCAGAGUACAUAUCGUAGAUGUCGGUCCUGCUGCCCUCGUCGUCGUCGUCGUCGUCGUCGUCGGGAUCCGAAGCCACCCCUGCGCUGGCGACCUCGUCAGCCGCGUCGUCGAAGCAUCACGCUCGCAGCAUGGCGCUCAAGGAACACAUUUCGUCACCGCUCGAGGCUGGGCCCUCGGUGCUCGACGCCCACCACCUCCCGCCUCACCUCGUACCAGCGCUCGAGCACGUCGCGGGCCGCCUCGCGCGCAAGGCCCUUCACCUGACCCUCGUCGUCGUCCGUAAGGACUACCAGCUGCCCGCCGUCGCGCUGCCGUACGGCUCUCCGAGCUUGACCUGGCCCGUCACACCCGUCAUAUCUCCGAGCGCCGGUGCCGGCGCCAGCCCGGCGUCCAAGUUCACGCUGACGUCCGUCUCGGCCGGGAUUAAGGGGCUCGUCCGGUCUCGCUCGCGCGCCAACCUCGUCGAGCUAGCGCGACACCACCGCCACGACCACAAGCAUAGCGGGAGUUCCCUAUCGUCGCCGAGGUCUGACACCUCCCUCCGGUCAUUGAGAGCGAGGUGGCCGUUGUCCCCGACGACUCCGCUCCUGUCGUCGCCUCCGCCCAUGACGCCGUGCACAGCAACGUCGUCGGCCACGGGCACAUCCGAUGAUCUCUAUGCCCAGCCCUUUGAGCUGCGGCUCAUGCACGCGCCGGAUCUGCCGCUCCGGGCCCGGAAAGACCUGCACUCUGCUCUCACCAAGGCGGACAAGAGGUUUCCUACAAGAGGGGCAGAGCUAUCACCGGCGCAAAGUCCUGCGGCGUACGGCCUGCCUGGUGCCCUGUUCAAUGCGUCCCUGCUGCAGAACGAGAUCCUCUUCUCCACCGAGGGCCUCACCCUCGUGGCCCUCGACCACUUGUACAGCGUCAAGAGCGCGCUGUCCGUCUACUCCAGCACACGAUCGCUGUUACGGCUCGAGGACGCCGUCGAUGAGCUGCGUCGCUUCGUGCUGGCUGGACGCGGUGCCAAAAUCUCAAAGGCCGACCUAUUGCGCAGUUAUGACUGGCUGGGCGUGAGCAGCACUGCCGUGGAAGAUCUCGAUGCCAUGUACCGGCGGGCGUACGGCGGGCCCGAGCGCGCCGGUGCCAUUGCCGGCAUGCCGAGUCCGCUCCCACCACCGCAGGUCUCGAGAGCAGCGAAAACGGCGGUUCUGGAACCCGUCAUUUGGUCUCAGAAUGAUGACUAUAUCUGCGACAUGACGGGGGAACCGUGGGUUCCGGACCUGGACGUCGAGGAGAGCAUGAUUGGCGUGGCCAUCACAACUCCUGAGCCGGUCAGGACAUGUCUUCCUGCACGAGGCCCUACACUGCGGCUGCAGACGAAGUUUGAAACGUCACCACUUCCCCCCAGGCGUGCGGCCCGAGACGACGGGGCCUAUGAUGGGGAGCUCACGGCCAGACCGGUUGAUGAGCAGCGGGCGUUUGUCCUUGGCCCCUACAGUAACAAUCCAUCUAUCGAUCAGAUGCUGCUCGGCGCGGGCGGUGGCAUGAAAGGCAUCACACCCACGAAUUGCUAUCCCAGGGCGGUAACGCCGAAUCAGUAUGAUGAAGUUUCACCCAUCACACGCAGCGAAUGGGGCUUCCUGGUACUGGACGAUGCGUUCAAGAGCGGGCGCAUGGUGGCCGUCGAGACGUGCUGAUGACGCGGGAAAUGCGCCAUUUGCUUGUUCGUGCGGUUCGUUGGAGGUGGCACCCAUGCCCAAAGCUGAUGACGAAGGUUAACGAUGCUUAUGAUUAUGACCCUGGCGAAAUGCCCUAUGGUGAGCCCGGGCCGCACUGCUGAGUCGAUCGCCUCCGUAUAGGUCCUGUGCGCAUACAUGUCCUUGGAUUGAGACGCGGC